Messenger RNA from Tetrahymena thermophila SB210, 1619 nucleotides. RefSeq names its product cyclic nucleotide-binding domain protein. The record is from RefSeq and is a predicted model, not a curated record. The transcript has 18 exons. Gene Ontology annotation, molecular function: small GTPase binding; GTPase activator activity. Gene Ontology annotation, cellular component: nucleus; perinuclear region of cytoplasm; cytosol. Gene Ontology annotation, biological process: activation of GTPase activity; nucleocytoplasmic transport. Lineage: Eukaryota; Ciliophora; Oligohymenophorea; Hymenostomatida; Tetrahymenidae.
UUUAUAUUUUUAAUUCUUAUAAUUAAUUAAAUCUCCAUAAACUAAAAUUCAAUAUUUUGAGAAAAAAAUAAAUGAUAUAAUAGAAUUACUAUUUUAAAAAUCUAAAAAAAUUUAUAAAAUCUUCACUUUAAUCUCAUUAGAUACUCCAUAUUAAACUGAGUAUGAAUUAAAUUGGUGACAGUGACAAAUAGGCAUCAGUCUUAGGUUCUAGUUUAAAAAAUUGCACUAAUCUAUCAAAUUUGAUACUUGAUCUAAAUUACAAUCAAAUUAGUGAUAAAGGUGUAUCAUACUUAGGUUUUGGUUUAGCAAAUUGCACUAAUCUCUCAAAUUUGACACUUGAUCUUAGUUAAAAUGAAAUUAGUGAUAAAGGUGUAUCAUGCUUAUGUUCUGGUUUAGCAAAUUGCACUAAUCUUUCAAAAUUGACAAUUUAUCUUAGUGAAAAUUAAAUUAGUGAUGAAGGUGUAUCAUGCUUAGGUUUUGCUUUAGCAAAUUGCACUAAUCUUUCAAAUUUGACAAUUUAUCUUUGUUCAAGUGAAAUUGGUGUAAUUGGUGCAUCAGGCUUAUGUUCUGGAUUAGCAAAUUGCGCUUAAAUAUCAAAUUUGACACUUGAUCUUCGUUACAAUGAAAUUGGCGAUAAAGGUUCAUCAAGCUUAGGCGCUAAUUUAGCAAAUUGCACUAAUCUGUCAAAUUUUUCACUUAAUGUUUAUAGGAAUUAAAUUGGUGAUGAAUUUGCAUCGGGAUUAAGUUCUGUUAUAACAAAUUGCACUAAUCUCACAAAUUUGGUACUUAAUCUUAGCUUUAACAAAAUUGGCGCAAUUGGUGCAUAAAGCUUAGGAUCUGGUUUAGCAAAUAGGACUAAUCUUUCAAAUCUAACACUUGAUAUUGAAAGUAAUGAAAUUAAUGCAACUGGUGCAUCAGGCUUAGGAUAUGGUUUAGCAAAAUGCACUUCCAUGUCAAAUUUUACACUUAAUCUUAACUUUAAUAAAAUUGGUGAUGAAGGUGCGUUAGCAUUAGGUUCCAGUUUAGCAAAUUGCACUAAUCUCUAAAAUUUGGAACUUUAUCUUUUAUCCAAUAAAAUCGGUGAUUAAGGUGCAUCAGGCUUAGGUUCUGGUUUAGCAAAUUGCACUAAUUUAUCAAAUUUGGAACUUAAUCUUAGUCGUAAUAAAAUCGGUGAUAAAGGUGUAUUAGCCUUUGGUUCUGGUAUAGCAAAGUGCACUAAUCUCUCAAAUUUUUCACUAAAUUUAGAUGAUAAUUAAAUUUCUUGUAAAGGUGCACCAGGCUUAGGAUAUUGUUUAUCAAAUUGCACUAAACUGUCAAUUUUAAGACUUGGUCUUAGUAACAAUGAAAUUGAAGAUGAAGGUGCUUAAGGCCUAGGUUAUGCUUUAGCAAAUUGCACUAAUCUCAUAAAUUUGAAUCUUGAUCUUGGUAGCAGUUUUGUUAGUGAUGAAGGUGUAUUAGGCUUAGGUUUUGGCUUAGUAAAUUGCAAAAAUCUAUUAAUAUUGACACUUACGACUGAUGAUUUAGAAUUCGAUAGAUCAUAAGAAUUAAAAGUAAAAAGCAAGUAUCUUAAAUCAAAGAGAUUAGUUGACUUAGUCCUUGACAUUUAUGAAAUAAUGUGA